UGCGACUUGGAUUACUCGACCGUUCAGUAGUGGAUCAGUCGCGAUACUUGAAGCACCACGCUUGGACGCCCCUCCGAAAUAAAAGAAGAAAAGUAGAGCUUGCCUUUGUGCGCCGAAAAUAAACUUGCCAAAAAGUUUGAUCACGGUGUCGAACAUUUGCUGAACAUAUGUGCUGUUUUUGGGGCGGGAUUGACGGGUGAUUUCGGCAAAACCGCAAACGGUCAACGCGCGAGGGCGGUUAUUGCGUAGUUUGGGCCGAACUUUCUAGCCCACAACACAGAACACGCGAGAGAGGAUGCACAAGUUCUGCUGUGUUCAGCUGGGAUCAUUUGCAUAAUGGGUCCAACCGCAGCAAGUGGUUGAAUGAGUGUAUAAUCCAACGAAACUCUCUGUUUGUGAAAAGUGCGAACCUGCUACAGAAACUGUGGUGAAUAAAAUAUUCCAAAAUAAAUCGACCUGAACUGGAGUGUUGGCGCUGUUGGUUCUGGGCCCCCGGGAAAUGGCCACCCAGAUUUUGUGCCCACGAAAAUAUGCACAUUAAUUGUUUGAGUUGAUUAAAUCAUCGUUAUGUUCACUCAGAGUCCGCACACGGACCGACUCAACAGGUUGUUCAACGCGCCCAGCGCUUCGCUUAAUCCGAAACCAGUGUUCAAAAGUCCCCGGCAGGUGUCAGUUUAACGACCGCGUAUCUCACCAGACUAAAGUGUGUUCUCUAAACCCGAUCGAAUAAAAACGUUCGAACGAAUCACCAUGGUGGACCUGCGAGGACCCCGGAAGGUCCUGCUAGUGUCCACAGGUGGAGCCGCCACCUUACUCCUAGCGCUGCUGCUCGUCCUGCCAGCGCAAACCCACGGUUAUCUGGAGGACCGGGAGCCCGUCUAUCUGGAGGCCAAGGUGGGCUCGUACGUAAUCCUAAACUGCCCGGUGGAUUUCCCCAAAAACGACCCCAUCCCAUACGUGCUGCACUGGAACAAGGAUAACAAACCCGUUUUCACCCUGUACGACGGCGUGCUCAACUCGUACGAGACGUUCCUCGGGCGGGUGACGCUGCUGAACAACGACCUCGUGUACGGGAAGGCCUCGCUGAACCUGACGUCGAUCCGCGAGAGCGACAACGGGUGGUACGAGUGCAAGGUGAUCUUCCCGAACCGGGUACCGAACAAGCGCAACAACGGCACCUGGUUCCACAUCUCGGUGUUGGGAGGAACUCUGCUGAAGAUCCCACCGGUCAACAGUACCGUGCUUGAGGGUGACCCGGCGUUCUUCAAGUGCCUAGCCCAGAACCCGGAGACGAUGUUCAUCGACUGGUUCAAGGACAACGUUUCGCUGCUGGAUAUGUACGACCUGAUGCGUAGAUCCACCUUUGGCCCCGAUGGGAGCCUGAUGAUCAGUCCGACCCAGAUGAGCGAUCUGGGCUUCUACAAGUGUGUGGUGAGGAACCACUUCAACGAUACGCAAGACGCGACGGCGUUUCUGAACGUGCAGUACAAGGCCAAAGUGAUCUACGCCCCGAAAGAGGUCUAUCUGCCGUUCGGUGAGCCCGCCGUCCUGGACUGUCACUUCCGGUCGAACCCACCGCUCACGAACCUGCGCUGGGAAAAGGACGGCUUUCUGUUCGAUCCGUACAACGUGCAGGGCGUGUUCUACAAGCGCAAUGGGAGCAUCUACUUCGAAAAGGUGGACGACGCGCACGCCGGCCGGUACGCGUGCACCCCGUACAACGAGCUGGGCACGGACGGGUCGUCCCCGAUCAUCAACGUGAUCGUGCAGAAGCCGCCGUACUUUAUAUUGAAGCCCAAGUUGUUGUACGUGACGAAGAUCGGAUCGACGGUGGAAAUGCACUGCGAUGCGCGUGAUCGCGACGGAACGCACGUGCCGCAGAUCACGUGGGUUAAGAAAGACGGAAGCAUGUUGCCACACGGGCGUUACCAAAUCAACGGGGGAAAUCUGACCCUGGAAGAGAUCAUCGAGUCCGACCGAGGAAUCUACGCGUGUCAAGCGGUCAACGAAGCGGCCACGAUCAGUGCCGAUGCAGAGAUCAUGAUCGAGAACGUUUCACCGCGGGCGCCGUACAAUCUCACCGGAAACAGUUCUGAUACGGCCAUCACGUUGCGCUGGGCACCCGGAUACAUUCGACAGUAUCUGGAGUACAUCAUCUGGUACAGGCCAACGGACGGCAUCGAGUGGCGAACGUUCAAGGUUAGCAACAAGCACAUGCUGGAGGCGACCAUCACGAACCUGCAGCCGGCGAAGGAGUACGAGUUUAUGGUGCUAUGUCAGGACAAUUAUGGCGAUGGGAUGUUCAGCAAGGCGUUCCGGUAUUUUACGAAACCCCGCGAAUUCGAGCAGCCGGAGACGUUCCAGGACACGCUGCUCCAGUUCAACCAGAUUGGGUCACCGCUCAACCUGACCAUCGAGAAGCGCUCCAGCCACUUUGAAGCCCACUGGCAGCCGCCGGAGCUGGGCCUGGACCAGCUGCGGUACUACAUCCUGCGCUGGUGGAUCGAACCGCAGCACAAACUGCACGGAAGUGUCACGACUCCCGAGAUCAGUCACACCUUUGAGGAUCUGGACGAGGACGAGUUGUACACGUUCCAGGUGUUUGCGAUGUCCACCACGAACUACACCAGCGGCAGCAACGAGGUCGAGGUCUACGUGUACCCGUACAAGAAGGUCAAGGCGAUGACGGUCAGCGGCGUGCUGAUUCUGCUCAUCUGUCUGGCCGUGAUAUGCAUGCUGCUGUACAUGAAGCGGAACCGGAUGAAAAAGCUGCGCGAGGCCGAAAACGUCAAAAUCUAAUCCACAGCAAAGCGGGAAGUCAUGUAACGACGUCGGCAGCUGUUGAGUUGACCAGACACACUGUUCAGUAGGUUUAGAGCGUAAAUUAAACUGUCUGAUUACCUUAGGUUAAGUCGUCUUAAAUUAAACCAAAAAAAAAAAAACAAAUGUUUCCCUGAAAUAAAAAGUUGCAAUAUCGUUUAGUGUAGAAGUCAAUAA
Molecule: messenger RNA, 2997 nt
Organism: Culex quinquefasciatus (southern house mosquito)
Lineage: Eukaryota; Metazoa; Arthropoda; Insecta; Diptera; Culicidae
Gene: bdl
Product: protein borderless
Exons: 8
Coding region: 751-2799 (682 amino acids)
Biological process (GO): homophilic cell-cell adhesion; dendrite self-avoidance; axon guidance
Cellular component (GO): axon; plasma membrane
Molecular function (GO): cell-cell adhesion mediator activity
Source: RefSeq, a predicted model, not a curated record